CACAUCUAUGCGCAGCAUUACAGGCUAAAUGUUAUUGCGAUCUGAGAUGAUAGAUCGUUCCAGUUAUUCUCUCUCAUAUCUAAAUGAUAGGCAAUGAAUGUGGGCUGGUCCCUCUGCGCUCAACGCUCAACACCCGGAUGUGUGCGGCACUUCGACUGCAUAGUAGAAUAGCUGGAUGCAGAUAAUAGACUAUUUGAUGGGAAUCAGAUCGCGGAUUACGACAAAAAAUGAAAUCAACUGAAUCAGUGCCGUUUUGGAAUCACUGACAGAAUGGAGGACGAUCUGGUUUCAGAGGAUGAUAUCUUGCUCCGGUCUGAGAAGGAAUUCCACGAUGCAGCGAAGAGGAACGACACGGACAAAAUGCGGGAGCUGAUAAAGAAAGGAGUGGACAUCAAGGCCAAAAACAAAUUUGGUAUGAAUGCUCUGCUGCUAGCAGCCUGGUUCGGUCGCCUCAACAUCCUACAGAUCCUCGUGGCCUCUGGAGCAAAGCUCAACUCUGAAAACAAAAAUGGGCUGGGUCUGCUGCACUGUGCCGCCCAGCGGGGUCAUAGCAGAGUGCUGGAGUUCAUCAUGGAGGACCUAGUAGAGGAUGUACUGCUGGACAGGGUGGACAAUUCUGGGAAGACAGCGUUUCACCUGGCUGCAGAACAUGGACAACUAGAGGUGGUUGAGUUCCUCAUCGGUAUGGGCUGCACUCACGGCCUCAAGGAUAAGGAUGAAAACAUGGCCAUCCAUCUAGCAGCCAAGCAUGGACAUAAAGAGGUCCUGCAUAAGUUAGUUGAGACAGGAGUGGACAUUGACGAGAGAAACAUAGACGGACUGACACCUCUGCACCUGUCCUCUGACGGAGGUCACUAUGAAUGUGUCAAACUACUGCUGGAGGCCUGCUGUAAUGUCAACGCGCUGACAAACAAGAAUAUGAAUGCCCUCCACUACGUGGCCCAGCACGGCUUAGAGAGGGAGACCAGUCUGCUGCUGCAGGCGGGCAUCAACACAGACACGGUGGAUGGCCAACACACAUCCCCUCUUCACAUCGCCGUGCUCCACAAUCACACUGAGGUGGUACGGCUGCUAAUAGACGCUGAAUGUGACCUGGACAUAUCUGACAAUAGGCUCCAGACAGCCCUGCACAUCGCAGCAGAGCAUGGAAGACAGGACAUCGCUGAGAUGAUCCUCAUAGCUGGGGUUAACCUCAAACUACUGGAUAAGCAGGGGAAGACUUCUCUGGAGGUGGCAGCCAGAGGAAACAAUGUCAUCUUAGUGGACAUGAUCAUCAAAGCAGACCGGUUUUACAAGUGGGAAAAGGACAACGUGAUCAGCGAUGGUGAUUCGUGGCUGGGGAAGCAGCUGAGCUUUAAGCAGGACCACCAGGUGGAGACCCAGCACCUGCGCUCUGUCACGUGGAGGCUGGCCACCAAAGACCUAUCCCGCGGGGAGUGGAAGAGCCUCGCACAGCACUGGGGCUUCACGGAUGCCCACAUACGCUCCAUAGAGCAGCAGUGGACAGGUACAAAGAGCUUCAAGGAGCAUGGGCACCGUAUGUUGCUGAUCUGGCUGCAUGGAGUAGUCAUCGCAGGGGAGAACCCAAUCAAAGGCCUGUAUGAGGGACUGGCGGGGAUCUCCAGGACCGACCUAGCUGAAAGCAUCAGACAGAAGGCAAAUGCAGAAACAAGCUCUCCCAAGAAAUGCACUGCCAUGUGAACAAGUCCAUCCUGAAACACACUGAUAUACUGCAGGAAUAAAUGCCCAUUCCAGGGUUCAAAACUAAAAAUAGUGUCUGAAUAAAGUUAACACACUGAACAGAAAUAUAAAUGCAACAUGUAAAGUGUUGGUCCCAUGUUUAAUGACCUGAAAUAAAUUAUCCCAGAAAUGUUCCAUACGCACAAAAAGCUUAUUUCUCUCAAAUUUUGUGCACAAAUUUGUUUACAUCCCUGUUAGUGAGCAUUUCUCCUUUGCCAAGAUAAUCCAUCUGCCUGACAGGUGUGGCAUAUCAAGAAGCUGAUUAAACAGCAUGAUCAUUACACAGGUGUACCUUGUGCUGGGAACGAUAAAAGGCCACUCCAAAAUGUGCAGAUUUGUCACACAACACAAUGCCACAGAUGUCUCAUGUUUUGAGGCAGUGUGAAAUUGGAAUGCUGACUGCAUGAAUGUCCACCAGAGCUUUUGCCAGAGAAUUUAAUGUCCAUAAGCCUCCAAAGUCAUUUGAGAGAAUUUGGCAGUACGUCCAACCGGCCUCACAACCACAGACCACAUGUAUGGCGUUGUGUGAGCGAGCCGUUUGCUGGUGCCAACGUUGUGAACAGGAAGCCCCAUGGUGGCGGUGGGGUUAUGGUAUGGGCAGGUAUAAGCUACAGACAACGAACACAAUUGCAUUUUUUCGAUGGCAAUUUGAAUGCACAGAGAUACCGUGACAAGAUCCUGAGGCCCAUUGUCAUGCCAUUCAUCCGCCGCCAUCACCUCAUGUUUCAUCAUGAUAAUACACGGCCCCAUGUCGCAAGGAUCUAUACACAAUUCCUGGAAGCUGAACAUUUCCCAGUUCUUUCAUGGCCUGAAUACUCUCCAGGCAUGUCACCCAUUGAGCAUGUUUGGGAUGCUCUGGAUCGACGUGUAUGACAGUGUGUUCCAGUUCCCGCCAAUAACCAGCAACUUCGCACAGCCAUUAAAGAGGAGUGGGACAACAACAACAUCAACAUCAACACCUUAUCAAUUCUAUGUGAAGGAGAUUUGUCGCGCUGCAUGAGGCAAAUGGUGGUGAAACCAGACACUGACUGGUUUUCUGAUCCAAGGUAUCUGCAUAUCUGUAUUCCCAGUCAUGUGAAAUCCAUAGAUUAGAACCGAAUUCAUUCAUUUCAAUUGACUUUUUUCCUUAUAUAAACUGUAACUCAGUAAAUCUUUGAAAUUGUUGCAUGUUGCGUUUAUAUUUUUGUUCUGUAUAUAUUUAAUGCUUAUGGAGGCACCCAUGUUAAUACACUGCUCAAAGAAAUAAAGGGAACACUAAAAUAACACAUCCUAGAUCUGAAUGAAUGAAAUAUUCUUAUUAAAUACUUUUUUCUUUACAUAGUUGAAUGUGCUGACAACAAAAUCACACAAAAAUGAUCAAUGGAAAUCAAAUGUAUUAACCCAUGGAGGUCUGGAUUUGGAGUCACACUCAACAUUAAAGUGGAAAACCACACUACAGGCUGAUCCAACUUUGAUGUAAUGUCCUUAAAACAAGUCAAAAUGAGGCUCAGUAGUGUGUGUGGCCUCCACGUGCCUGUAUGACCUCCCUACAACGCCUGGGCAUGCUCCUGAUGAGGUAGCAGAUGGUCUCCUGAGGGAUCUCCUCCCAGACCUGGACUAAAGCAUCCGCCAACUCCUGGACAGUCUGUGGUGCAACUGGUGGAUGGAGCGAGACAUGAUGUCCCAGAUGUGCUCAAUUGGAUUCAGGUCUGUGGAACGGGCGGGCCAGUCCAUAGCAUCAAUGCCUUCCUCUUGCAGGAACUGCUGACACACUCCAGCCACAUGAGGUCUAGCAUUGUCUUGCAUUAGGAGGAACCCAGGGCCAACCGCACCAGCAUAUGGUCUUACAAGGGGUCUGAGGAUCUCAUCUCGGUACCUAAUGGCAGUCAGGCUACCUCUGGCGAGCACAUGGAGGGCUGUGCGGCCCCCCAAAGAAAUGCCACCCCACACCAUGACUGACCCACUGCCAAACCGGUCAUGCUGGAGGAUGUUGCAGGCAGCAGAACGUUCUCCACGGCGUCUCCAGACUCUGUCACGUCUGUCACAUGUGCUCAUGUGCUCAGUGUGAACCUGCUUUCAUCUGUGAAGAGCACAGGGCGCCAGUGGCGAAUUUGCCAAUCUUGGUGUUCUCUGGCAAAUGCCAAACGUCCUGCACGGUGUUGGGCUGUAAGCACAACCCCCACCUGUGGAUGUCGGGCCCUCAUACCACCCUCAUGGAGUCUGUUUCUGACCGUUUGAGCAGACACAUGCACAUUUGUGGCCUGCUGGAGGUCAUUUUGCAGGGCUCUGGCAGUGCUCCACCUGCUCCUCCUUGCACAAAGGCGGAGGUAGCGGUCCUGCUGCUGGGUUGUUGCCCUCCUACGGCCUCCUCCACGUCUCCUGAUGUACUGGCCUGUCUCCUGGUAGCGCCUCCAUGCUCUGGACACUACGCUGACAGACACAGCAAACCUUCUUGCCACAGCUCGCAUUGAUGUGCCAUCCUGGAUGAGCUGCACUACCUGAGCCACUUGUGUGGGUUGUAGACUCCGUCUCAUGCUACCACUAGAGUGAAAGCACCGCCAGCAUUCAAAAGUGACCAAAAUAUCAGCCAGGAAGCAUAGGAACUGAGAAGUGGUCUGUGGUCACCACCUGCAAAACCACUCCUUUAUUGGAGGUGUCUUGCUAAUUGCCUAUAAUUUCCACCUUUUGUCUAUUCCAUUUGAACAACAGCAUGGGAAAUUUAUUGUCAAUCAGUGUUGCUUCCUAAGUGGACAGUUUGAGUUCACAGAAGUGUGAUUGACUUGGAGUUACAUUGUGUUGUUUAAGUGUUCCCUUUAUCUUUUUGAGCAGUGUAUAUCUAAUAUUUUAUGGUGCCCAGCAACCUGUAAUUCGAACCCUGGAUCAGUCAAGGAUCCAUGUUUGUCAUACAGAGAACUCUAGCAGUCAGUGUUUUUCUCUGAGUUCAACUGAAUUAAAUGUUAAGAGUUUUUUUGUGUGUGGGGGGGUGCACUGUAAAUGUGUACAAUUGUUGCUCUACUGGUGCAGGUGCAAUAAAAAUAAAUGUUCUACUGAGCCAUUAUAUUUUAAUAUUCAAGGCAAGGUCUAACUAUCUAGGCACCAUGCAUUUAACCACUUGUUGUUUAGCCGAAAAGGCAAAGAGGGCAUAAUAAAUUAACAAUCACUAGCUUUUUCAUGCCUGAAAAGAAAACAAAUAUUCUACUAUUUAAUUUUUUUAAUUUUUUCAUACCUGAGAAGUAGAAAAUAUUUUCUCCCUACAUCUGCCAUAGUAAUUUAAUGCUUUUUUCAAUGUUUUACUAGCGAUAGACCACUUGUUUUAUAAUGCUUUCAGCUGUGUUGUGAAGUAUUCCACAUUGCUCUCUUCUGUACCGGACUGCAAUGCCAACUCAGUCUACUAAAUUACAACUGUUCAUGACUAUGCAGCUCAAUAACUAAAAUCAAUAACUAAAUCUACCACAUGGUAGAUUUUUACCAUAAAAUGCCAUACAUAUUGUGUAAAGAUCUAUUUUUAACAAAUGCUUAACUGUUUUCUAUUUUCUUGUAUUGAUGGACAAUGCACUGGAAUGGACUGUUAUUUAGUUGAUCACUGUUUGGCUUGUACAUUUAAGUCAAUUAAACAAUUGAUGAUCAACAA
Messenger RNA from Salvelinus fontinalis (brook trout), 5350 nucleotides. It is a transcript of the gene ankdd1a, whose product is annotated as ankyrin repeat and death domain containing 1A. Gene Ontology annotation, molecular function: protein binding. The record is from RefSeq and is a predicted model, not a curated record. Gene Ontology annotation, biological process: signal transduction. NCBI's taxonomy places the organism in Eukaryota, Metazoa, Chordata, Actinopteri, Salmoniformes, Salmonidae.